GGAUCCAAGGCAACAAUGGCGAAAUUCUCGGUAGGUGGGGAAGACCUCGGGGCGGGACCCAGCAGCGGCGGCAGACAGAAGAGGAGACGCACUGAUCUUCAGACGCCUGCCUUCCCUGGCCCCGGCCAAACUAGCGGCCUUGGGGCGGUCGGAGGCGAGGGAGCCGCUAUUAACGGCGGACGUGUAGGGGGAGGAGCAGAGUUUUCCUCCGACUCAGAGAGCGAGCAGGAAGCUGAAGAGUUGGUCAGCGAGGAGGACGAAGAGGACGAGUCGGAUGAUGAAGAAGAAGAAGAAGAAGAAGAAGCAGAAGCAGAAGGAGAAGAAUCAGGAGACGAUGAAGAAGAAGCAGAAGAACAACAUAAACGAGCAGAGGAACAGAGAGCAGUUCCUGCCUCGGAUAGAUCCGUCACUUUUACCCUAACAGACUCGGAUAUUCUUGAUUGCGCCAUUUGUUACGAGCCCCUGAGGAGCCCUGUCUUUCAGUGCGAGAAUGGCCAUGUAGCAUGCACUUCAUGCUGUGUCAAGAUGGCGAACAAGUGCCCCUCAUGCUUAAUGCCUAUCGGUUACAAUCGGUGCCGGGCCCUCGAGAAGGUCCUUGAGUCGGUCCGACUGACCUGCAAGUUCUCCACCUAUGGUUGUAAGGAAACCAUCAGCUACCACCAGAGGCAGGAGCACGAGAAGUCAUGCCCCCAUGUCCCGUGCUAUUGCCCUCUCAACUGCACCUUUAUUGGGUCCUCCAAGCAAUUAUCACGUCACUUCAGCUUCGAGCACCCGGGCUCCGGCACGAGCUUCCGCUUCAAUGCAUCCAAGUCGAUAUGUCUUAGGUUCGACACCAAGUUCCAUGUUCUACAGGAAGAGAUCGAGGACGUGCUCUUCCUCUUAACCAAUGGGAUGGAUCCACUUGGGAACAAGAUCACAAUCAGUUGCAUCGGCCCUUCUUCGAAAGGCGAUUAUCUCUACGAUCUUGUUGCCAGAUAUGAGCAGAGUUAUCUCAAGUUGCAGACCUUCACAAGGAGCAUCCAGGGACCAUUCAAAGUUCACCAGCUAUGCCCAUAUCUUAUGGUACCAAAAGGGUUCUUCAACAGUGCAGUGACGAUGAGGCUGGAGUUUUUGAUCCGCGACUAUCGCACAAGGAUCUAAAUCUGAUGAAAUUGUUGCCAAUACUUUGGUUGGUUUGGAACUGUUGCCCCUAUAUGUACCUUAUGUGUUAAUAUUAUUAUGGGUAAAUACAAGAUAGAUCAAGUUAGUAAUUGUCA
Molecule: messenger RNA, 1256 nt
Organism: Punica granatum (pomegranate)
Lineage: Eukaryota; Viridiplantae; Streptophyta; Magnoliopsida; Myrtales; Lythraceae
Source: RefSeq, a predicted model, not a curated record